This is a messenger RNA of Penicillium arizonense, 4623 nucleotides long. Its product is annotated as FG-nucleoporin NUP159. The record is from RefSeq and is a predicted model, not a curated record. Bases 1 to 4623 code for a protein of 1540 amino acids. Gene Ontology annotation, molecular function: protein binding; structural constituent of nuclear pore. NCBI's taxonomy places the organism in Eukaryota, Fungi, Ascomycota, Eurotiomycetes, Eurotiales, Aspergillaceae. Gene Ontology annotation, cellular component: nuclear pore. The transcript has 3 exons. Gene Ontology annotation, biological process: RNA export from nucleus; protein import into nucleus.
AUGUCUUUCGGCUUCCCUGCGUCCACCCCCGCUGGGGGCGGCGCGGAGCUUGGCUCAGAGCUACCUGAUGUCUUUACCGACGAAAUCGGCUUCAAAGGUGUCUCAGGCGACGCCAACGUUCGAUUCCUCCCGACUGCCUGGCCCGACGACGCCCUUCCAGCUCCCACCUCUUCCCUUCUCGCAGUCGCGCAUACCAAAGGCCUGAUUGUUGGCGCUGGUCCAGAUGCGCUCGCAAUCAGCAGCAAUGACGCUGUACGCAAGGCCAUUGAGGCGCCUGCCGGAGAAGACAUGGAGAAGACAAAGGCCUUUCAACCCCAUGCUACAAUACCUCUUCCCGCGCGCCCUACCCAUAUCGCAUUCAGUCCGGCCGACGAUGCCUUGAUUCUGGCCACAGAGAACGGCCCCUCCAUCUCAAUUUUUGAAACCACAAGCCUCACCCAGGGUAAUGCGCAACCCGCGCUGCAGAUCCCCACGAAUGGUGUAUCGCUCCGCGCUCUCGUGCCGAACCCUGAUGCUACUUCCACACUUGUCGCACUGGUCACCGUUAAUGGCGACCUGCUUAUUGCUGACCUGAAGGCCGGCAAUACGGUCCCUGGUCUCAACGGCCCGGUCCUCAAGACUGGUGUGAGCUGCGUUUCGUGGAGCAACAAAGGCAAGCAGCUUGUGGCUGGGUUGGCCGACGGUACCGCAUACCAGAUGACCCCAGAUGGAACCAAGAAGGAUGAAAUCCCCCGGCCAUCUGACCUUGAAGGCGAAUGCCAUGUUUCAUCCGUCGCAUGGCUGGAAAACGACGUCUUUUUCAUGGUCUACACACCCAACAUCUUAGAAGAUGAUAUGGGAAUGAUCCCAGCAUCUUCUUACUACAUCAUUACUCGACGCAAGCAGGCCCCGUUCUUGAUUCAGAAGUUGCCUGAGAUUUGCUCGACCAUGGGUUUCACCCUGAAGCGUGCGCCUGCAUACCAGUUCAUCACAAGAAUCAGAGACUACAAGCCUCACUUGAAGGACGUCCUGAUUGUUUCGUCGACCGUGUCCACCGAUGUUGGACUGAUUACUCGAUCGGAUCAGCCUCUAGCAAACGAUGAGAGAACUAAAUUCCAUGUUGGACAGUUCAUGACCACUGAGGUUUCGGAUGAUACAAAGCGCGCCAGUGUCCCUUUGAAGGACUCCGUUGAUGAAACCUCAGUCAUUGGUCUGGCACCAAACCUGUCAGCCACUGAACCUGUACCGGACCCGCUCCCAGGUUCAGAUAUCUCCGAGAGUUCAAGCCCUCUUCCCGGAUUGUUCCUCUUGAAUAACGAUGGCAUCCUCUCGUCUUGGUGGCUUCUCUACUCCGAAGCCAUUCGCCAGAACACUCCAUACUCCGGAUUGGUUUCAGCCGGUCAGGUACCACAGGCUCAGCCUGCAGCGCCCGCAGCCCCGGCCGCAGCCCCGGCAGCUGCACCCCAAUCUGGCUUCGGACAGUCAUCCUUUGGCAAUACCUCGACCUUUGGCUCAGGCUCUUUCGGAAAGCCAGCUGGCGGUGCUUCCUUUGGCAGCCCGUCGCCCCUUGGUGCAUCGACUAUGGGUGCGACUGCAUUUGGCAAGCCGUCAUUCGGCAGUCCGACCCAGAUCGGCGGAAGUCCUGCACCGGCAUUUGGAACACCUUCGACCCCGGCUCCCGCCGCCCCAUCGUUCGGAACUCCCUCUCAGCCCGGCGCCCAAUUUGGACAACCCAGCUUUGGACAACCUAGCUUUGGACAGUCCAGCGCCCCAAAGAAUCCAUUUGGUGUUAGCGGUGCAUCUACUGGGGGAGGUUUCAGUCAGUUUGGAAGUGGAGGCGGCUUUAGUAGUUUUGCGGCAGCGAAACCAGGCGAAUCGCCGUUCGCCAAGGCUGCUUCUGGAGAAAGUGCUUUUGCUGCGGCUAGAUCAAGUGAAUCGCCGUUCUCCAAGCCGGUCGAAUCACCAUUUGCAAAGGCUUCUACCGGGCAGAGUGCUUUUGGCGCGGCCAAGACAGACGAGUCACCGUUUGCAAAGGCUGCUACCGGGCAGAAUGCUUUUGGUGUGGCCAAGCCAGACGAGUCACCGUUUGCAAAGGCUGCUACCGGGCAGAGUGCUUUUGGUGUGGCCAAGCCAGACGAGUCGCCAUUUGCUAAGCCUGCUUCUGGGGAGAAUGCUUUCUCCAAGGGCUCGGCUUUCGAAAAGCCCAAGUCUGAAACAUCCUUCGCGACCCCCUCUGCGAAUGGAGUGAAGAAUCCUUUCGGUGCCGGGUUAGGUGGAUUCCAGCUUAAAUCCAAUUUCAAGGGUGACGGCACCGCCGCUAAUGAUCUUCCAAAGUCAGACAAGCCUCCUUCCUCAGGGGCAUUCUCAUUUGGCGGAUCAUUUGAUGACAUGGUGUCGACACCGAAAGAAGGAAACUCCGACAGCGAGUCUAUGGACGAUGACUCGGACGACGCCGCGCCUACGAGUAACGAGCCAUUCUCUAUCUUCGGUGGACCCAAACCCACUGGGGAGCCUCCCACCUCGCUAUUCGGUUCUACGAAGCAAUCUUCUAAGACCACGACUUCGGCUGAAACCAACAAGACCUCUUUCUCAUUCGGUAACAUUGCCUCCCAGAAUCAGGUGACAAGUCCCUUGUCGGCGCCUUCUGAUAAGACUGAAACGCCAAAGAAAGAUCAGUCAGAGGCUCCAUUGCCCCCCGAUCCUACUAGCCGGGCUAGUUACGCCCCGGGAGAUACCUCAGCUUCCUCGAACGUUUCAAAGAGCUCGGUAGAAGACGCCCCUCUUCCUCCGGAUUUCACCAAGAAAAAUGCCUCUCCCAAAGCAUCAACUGAUGCCCCACUGCCUCCUGACUUCAUCCCCAAGAAGAAAUCUGUACCUCAAGUGGACGAUGCUCCUCUGCCUCCUGACUUUAUGAGCAAGCCUAAGAAGUCUGAGACUCCUGCUAGCCCCGAGGACGCGCCGUUGCCACCGGACUUUGUCACCUCGAAGCCCAAGAGUAUACCUGCAGAAGAGGCGGUGCCAGUACCUGAUGCAGACUCCGACGCAGAUGAGUCUGAUUUCAGUGACAGUGGUGAGGAGAUCACCCACGAGGAGACGAAGGCGCCUAGUCCCAAACCAUCCGCAGAAAGUUCAUUUGGUGCACCAUCUGAAAAAAGCUUUACGGGAGGACUCUUCAGUGGUUCUGCCAAAACUACACAGAGUAAGGGACCGUUGCCGAGACAGCUCUUUGGUGAGAUUCCGAAGCAGCCUCUUCUCCCCCCUCCCGGGCCCACUGCUCAAAGCAGCCGCGAGCCUCACCGGUCACCUAGCCCGACUAGAGGCGGCCCCCGCAAGGAAGUGAUGUUCUCAGAGAGACCACAAAGUCGCAAGGUGUCUACAAGUGCGCUGCACUCCCGGAAGACUUCUCUGACGCAACUUGCGCAGCGUGACAGGCACCUCAGAAAGGCCAGUGACAUUGCUCGCGAAGAGCAAGAACGGGCACACGCAGCUGCUCAGCGCCAGGCAUUGGAGGAGGAAGAGCUUGCUCUAUCUGACGAUGAUGAGGACGAGAGACUUCGUAACGAGCUCGCUCAACCUAUCGAGCCCGCUGACACCCUUGAUCCAUUCCUGCCCCACCAAAACUACAUGGGCGAGACGGCGAAGCCAGGUAUUCCUGGACAGAUUGAGCUGCUCUACCGCGACUCCAAUUCGAUGGUUGAUACCGCAGGCAUCAAUGCCCGGUCAGUGAAGGCCUAUCUUGCCUAUCACCAGCCCGCACAGGAGUCCGAUGAUUCUAAGUGGGAUUACAUUCUCCAGGGUGAACACCCUAACGAUAUUCUUGAUGUCAAGUUGUUCUUUAAGGACAUCGAAAACUUCCACAAAAUGGUUGCCACCAUCUCUCGCUCGCUCGAAUCUCAGCGUGUGCAAGGAGUAGAGGAGAAGCUGCAGGAAUGCCGCGACCUUCUCACCAAGCAAGUCAUCACCUUGCGAAGCCAAUUCGCUGGGAUUCGCAAGACAUUGGAUGCCCACACUGAUAUUGGCGCCAUCCUUGAAGCGCCACUUUCCGCCGAGCAGUCUACACUCCAACUUGAUCUCCGGACGGCAUUCACGGACAUCCAGGCCAAGCUGGCCGAUAUCGAGCAGGCCGUGUCUCUCCUACGCGCCCAAAUUGCCGAUGUCCCCCGAGCCAAUGGAGCCAGUGGCAACCGACCUACGGUGGAAGCUGUUAUCAAGACCCUCAACACUAUGAUGACCAUGACCGAGAGCAAGCGAACCGAUAUCGAUGUCAUUGAAUCGCAGAUGCGCCGGCUUGGCGUGGAACCUACCGGAGGUGCAUCCCCUAGCCGUGAAGGAUCACCCUUUACCACUCCCCGAAAGACUGCCGGCCGAGUGCCCAUGACUCCCGGCUCGCGUGGUUCUUUCGAUGGAAGCGCCUACCACACCCCCGAGUCCGCAACUCGCGGUCUCAACUUCCGGGCUAGUAUCGCUGGCUCAGCGAAGCAUAGCCGCCUUCGCAGUGUGGAGGGAGCAGGCGAGCUUGAUGUUCCGGUUGAAGAAGCCACCCGCUGGAAGACCAAGUCAGCACGUCGACAGCACUUGGUCCAGAACCUCAAGAACGCCAUCGACGGGAAAAAGACCAAGUUGCGCGGCGUUGACGACCUUUGA